AUGGAGGCCAUACAUGAGGAUAACGAACAAGCACGCUUGCUUCCAGAGCUGGAGUCUACCAGAGGAUUCAGCCGGUAUGCGAAGCUCGAGCAUCUAUCAAAGUAUAUACCGGCCCUGGAGUAUAAAAAUAUACAUGCAAAGACGAUGAGAUCACGCAUGUCCAAGAGGAGUACGAUGCUCAGGAUCCAGAUGGCCAUCAGCAUCUCAGUGGUGGCCGUCUACUUCGCCGCCGGUCUCUGGGCUGUCCUGACAUACCCGCCAGACAGUCGAGGCGUAGGCACUUUCUAUUUCGGCAACUGUGCCAGCGUCAGCGUCACCAACAGCGGUUUGCACGUUGCCCUGAACAUUGUCUCGUCUCUCUUCCUCGGUGCUGGGAACUAUUGCAUGCAGAUCCUCGUCGCCCCGUCGCGGAGAGAGGUGGAUAAGGCGCACUGGAAGGGGAAGGCGAUGGACAUAGGCGUCCCGAGUGUGAAGAACCUACGACAUAUUGCGUCGGUCCGGGCUGUUGUGUGGAUUUUCAUCGGCAUGGUUGCUAUGAUGUUGCAUAUCCUAUGGAACUCGUCGAUAUUCUCAUCGUUACCCAUAGUAGCGAUUCCCCGUGCAGUAGUUACCAGUGACUUUCAAAUGACAAGUGACAACUGGACAGCCUCGGACCCGUUAUCACGGCUGGACUGGUGGAAACUGCCGCCGGGAUAUAGUCAGUCAUCCCUGAAUAUAUCCUCCAUUUAUUCACUGCAGCAAGAGGCAGUGAAUUAUACCCGGUUGGAUAACAAGGCUUGCUUGAAGCAGUACAUCGAUCCGAUGACGUCUACGAGCCCCCUUAUCGUGGUGGCUAGAAACAUUAGUACGACGCAGAACAACGACUCGUCCUUGAUCGAUGGCUGGGUGUCUUCCUGGGAAGGCUGGGAGAGCUCCCAGACUUGGAUAUGUCGAGCACACAGGGAAAAGGCCUGCACUUGGACAUAUGCUGAGACCUUUGCCGACAACUGGACAUUGUCCUGGCCUCGGGGGAUUCAGGUUGACCACUGCUUGAGUGGUGAACAGGGGGACAAUGAUGAGAGAUGCGGGCUUCACUACAGCGUACACAUCCUAGGAAUCGUGUCUCUCUGCACAGUGCUGGAGUGCAUGCUGAUAUGCUGGACUUGGUUUUACCAUUGCCAUAACCCGGCAAUCAUGCAGCAAAAGGAGAACAACCGGGCAAUAGUUACCAUGGGAGAUGCAAUCCACAGCUUCCUCGAAGAUCCUUCGACGGGAGAUGGCCCAGUGCCUCCUAAGCGAGGAACCGUCGAGGUCAAACUUGCAACAUGGCGAGUUAAAGCUCGUGUUCCCUGGAUUAUGGCUGUUGGGCCUCUAACCUGGGUGAUUUCAGUCGCAUUAUUUAUACUGGGCUUGCUACUGCCUUCACUGUCCGUUGGGUCCUCCAUCGCGUUUCUCAUUCGGUCCGGCGUCGAUGUGAGUAUUCCAACUCUUUGGAAACAAGGGUUCAAGGUGAAUUCGACGAUGGUAGCCCGCCACUUUGGCUCCCUGGCCAGUCUCAGUUCCAGCGGAGCCGAAGCGCUCCUAAGCAACAUCCUCCUCGUCAAUAGUCCCCAGGUCCUGGUCAGCUUUCUAUACAUCUUCUACAACAACAUCCUCACUCGCCAGCUGGUGGCUGAUGAGUGGGUGCGGUUCCUGCGUGAAGAUGGCAAGAAGCCACUGCGAGUGUCUUCACCCGUCGGCCUGCAGCGGUCAACACAUUCACUCUCAUUACCACUCAAGUACUCGAUACCGCUCAUGAGCAUGUCGAUCCUCCUACACUGGCUCAUAUCCCAGAGCCUCUUCCUCGUCCAGUCCAGUACAUUCGGGCCUGGUCCCAAGGGCGGCCGUCUCCCAGGCUUUGAUUAUCCUGCCCGAGGGUAUUCUCUCCUCGGGAGCAUCCUUGCCCUCACACUUGGGCUACUUAUGGUGAUAGCUAUCCUGCUAAACUCCUUUGUCAGGGCUUAUACAGAUAUCCCUGCUGGCUUUCAACUCAUGGGCCAUAAUAGCACUGCCAUCAAGGCGAUCUGCCAGCGGCCGGAAAAGGAUUCACAGGCGGCCUUUUUUCCUGUUAGAAUUGGUGUCGUCCAAAGCGAUACAGACGAACAUUUGAACAAGGUGGUAUUUUCAACCGAUACCGAGAUUCAAACUCCUAAACAGGGAGAGCAGUAUCUGCAGCCUGUCUUUGUCCGAGAGGCCUCAUCAACAUUUCACCCCGCAGAAGAGCAUCAACAACGCGGCGAGACAGAAGUACAUCUACUCCCAAGAAGACCACUAGAAGAAAUAUUGAAGAUGGCCUCGGACUCGGGUGUCUCGGUGCUGUUCGUCUGUCUCGGAAACAUCUGCCGCUCGCCCAUGGCCGAAGCCGUGUUCAGACACAUCACAAGCAGCAACAGCUCGUCUAUAACGUUCUCUACGCUCGACUCUGCUGGAACCUGCGCCGCACAUCUCGGUGACGCUCCCGAUCCGCGGACGAUGUCGACGCUGAAGAAACAUGGAAUCACGAGCUUCACGCAUGCGGCUCGCAGAGUGAAGAGUUCAGACUUUACAGACUUUGACUACAUAAUCGCAAUGGACAGAGAGAACCUGGACUCGUUACUGCAUUCUCAAAGCCGCGUAAAGGGUGAGAAGCUUGCAGAGGUGAGGAUGUUUGGCGACUUUGACGGAGAUGUCGAUGGCAAGGGCGAGAGUGAAGAAGUGCCUGACCCGUAUUACGGAGGUAGAGACGGGUUCGACCAUGUGUACGAGAUGGUGACCAGGCUGUCGAGCGGGUUUAUGGCGUAUUUGGAGAAGAAGCAUGGGCAUGGUACAAACUAG
Messenger RNA from Arthroderma uncinatum, 2832 nucleotides. RefSeq lists its product as uncharacterized. Gene Ontology annotation, molecular function: protein tyrosine phosphatase activity. Gene Ontology annotation, biological process: protein dephosphorylation. The transcript is spliced from 6 exons. The coding region runs from base 1 to 2832 and encodes 943 amino acids. The record is from RefSeq and is a predicted model, not a curated record. Lineage: Eukaryota; Fungi; Ascomycota; Eurotiomycetes; Onygenales; Arthrodermataceae.